UCUGGCCAGCCCGCGGGGCAGCUUGGUGGCGCAGGCCGCCGUCGAGGCGGCGCUCAGCCCGCGCUCCAGCUACGCCAGCACGGCCAGCGACACCAGCAAGCACUCCAGCCCGCGCGCCAGCCUCACCAGCUCGUCGGACGGCGGCGGCGGCAGCAAGCCCAGCAGCAACCGCACCAGCGGCAUCAGCAUGGGCUACGACCAGCGCCACAUCAGCCCGCGCUCCUCCUCGUCCGGCACCGCCGAGCUGGAGGCAGCCGCCGCCGCCUCGCGCCACGGGCCCGCCGCAGCCGCCUCGUCGUCGGGGGGCUGCGGCGGCGCCUCCCUCGCCAGCCCCCGCUCCAGCAUCUCCAGCCACAGUUCGCGCAGCUCGCGGAGCUCCCGAGGCUCGACGGGCGCCUACCCCGAGCUCCAGCUGCCCUCGCCGCGGGCCUCCAUGCUGCCCGAGGAGAACCUCCUGCUGCUCUUGCCGCCCCCCGAGCAAGCGCCCCUGGACGCCUACCCGCGCCUGCACGCUCAGUCGCCCGCCGCCCUCGGCCCCGAGCCCGCCGCCCUCUCCUACGCCUCCAAGGGGGCUGCCGCCAAAUUCCGGGUCCCUUACCAAGUCACGCCGUCGAGGGAGAGCGGGCCCAGCCCGGCGGAGAGGCGGCUGGAGGCGCUGACUUUGGAGCUGGAGAAAGAGCUGGAGAUGCACAUCAAGAAGGAGUACUUCGGCAUUUGUAUCAAGUGUGGAAAGGGGGUCUAUGGGGCCAGCCAAGCUUGCCAAGCAAUGGGGAACCUUUAUCACACCAACUGCUUUACAUGCUGCUCUUGCGGGAGAAGAUUACGAGGGAAAGCCUUCUACAAUGUCAAUGGAAAAGUCUACUGUGAAGAAGACUUCCUAUAUUCAGGUUUUCAGCAAACGGCGGACAAGUGCUUCAUUUGUGGACACCUCAUAAUGGAGAUGAUCCUGCAGGCUCUUGGGAAGUCCUACCAUCCGGGCUGUUUCCGCUGUGUGGUGUGCAACGAAUGUCUGGAUGGCGUCCCUUUUACUGUAGAUGUGGAGAACAAUAUUUACUGUGUCAAAGACUAUCACACGGUUUUUGCGCCGAAGUGUGCUUCCUGUAACCAGCCAAUAUUACCAGCACAGGGUUCCGAGGAGACCAUCCGGGUGGUGUCGAUGGACAGAGAUUACCACGUUGAAUGUUAUCACUGCGAGGUCUGCGGGCUGCAGCUCAACGAUGAAGAAGGCCGCCGAUGCUAUCCAUUGGAGGGACACUUGCUUUGCCACGCCUGCCACAUCAGGCGCCUCGGCCUGAAAGUGCCUCCUCCUCCUCCCGGGUACCCCAUGCACAUCACGGAACUCUGAGUCCUGCGUGGAAGGAUGCUUCUGCAGGAGAAAAGCUCAACAGACACACAACUUUUUCUUCUUUUUUAAAAGACAAAGCAGACAAAUUAUUUAUUGCCUCGAAGACUGAGAAGAGGAAAGGGCCUUUCUGAGGUCACUGCACGUGUGCAGGCCUGAGGGUGUGUCUUGUGUUCCAUUUGCCUAAAUAAUUCCUCUUAGGACUCUGGGUACUUGAAAAGUUAAAAAAAAGAAAAAGAUGCACCGCUCAGAUGUGAAUGUAAAACAUUUAUGAAUGCUGCGGUACAAAAAGGGCCACCUUUUUCCAGAUUGACCUUGAGA
Messenger RNA from Heteronotia binoei (common prickly gecko), 1663 nucleotides. It is a transcript of the gene WTIP, whose product is annotated as WT1 interacting protein. The record is from RefSeq and is a predicted model, not a curated record. NCBI's taxonomy places the organism in Eukaryota, Metazoa, Chordata, Lepidosauria, Squamata, Gekkonidae. Gene Ontology annotation, biological process: positive regulation of miRNA-mediated gene silencing; negative regulation of hippo signaling; response to hypoxia. The transcript is spliced from 8 exons. Bases 188 to 1345 code for a protein of 385 amino acids. Gene Ontology annotation, cellular component: nucleus; adherens junction; P-body. Gene Ontology annotation, molecular function: transcription corepressor activity.